Messenger RNA from Rhagoletis zephyria (snowberry fruit fly), 918 nucleotides. RefSeq names its product corticotropin-releasing factor-binding protein-like. Gene Ontology annotation, biological process: negative regulation of corticotropin secretion; negative regulation of corticotropin-releasing hormone receptor activity; hormone-mediated signaling pathway. The record is from RefSeq and is a predicted model, not a curated record. Lineage: Eukaryota; Metazoa; Arthropoda; Insecta; Diptera; Tephritidae. Gene Ontology annotation, molecular function: corticotropin-releasing hormone binding.
GCUUGGCCAAUGGUUAAGAGGGCGUUCGAAUUUUAUCCAAAUCAAGAAUUCGCUGACAUUAAUGUUAUCACAGAUUGCAUGCACGUUGCAUCCGAACCCGGCGACUAUGUAUUCAAAAAAGUACCAUAUAUGCUGCCCAAUACGAAGGAGGCGCCGCUCAUGGAAGCAGCUAUAGAAGGCCCGACGUCGGAGGUGUGCGGCCUCUACGUGAUUGGUGAGCCCGACACCAUUGUCGAAAUAACAAUGAAACACUACGAUGUCAAUUGUGCGACCGGCGGUCUAAUGGCUUUUGUUGAUGGCUGGGAGUUGAAUGGCGAAUAUUUUCCAGGCAUUAAGGAUCAUCAUCGCGGGCUGGAAGAGCGUGUCGUUGAGUUUUGCAACAAUUUCAAGCAGUGGCCACGUGUUGCGAAUAAGAAAUUCUUCCGUUCAAGUCAAAAUGCUGCGCUGCUGCAGUAUCGUAUUCCCUUACGAGGCUCUUUCAUCGCCCACGUCCGCUUUCACAAAAUUACGAAACCUUGCAACGUGCUGGUGCAGGAUACGACCGCCAUCUUCAAUAUGGCUAACUCUGGCUAUCAACGCAAUUGCACCAUAUCAGCACUCUUCCCAGCCACAGUGGCUGUGGCCAAUCUGAAAAUCGGCGGCAAGAAUGUGCGUGGCGAAAAGGUUAAUUACGAUUGCGGCAUGUAUGAUGAUCGCUUGGAAAUCGGCGGGUCGUCUGGACUGGAUGCAAUCGCAAUGGAGAAGGCGGCCGACGUUUGCGGCUACUCAGAUCAGCAGGGACCAGAACAGGCCAUUUUCUGCGGCGUGACUACGGUGCGUCUAAUCUCCACUGGACGAUAUCAAAAUCACGCUACUGUAAUUAUACGCAAGGCCGACGAAAACGAUCUGGACAUAGCCACGCUUGUAUGUGCUCUGUAA